AACAAGGUUAGCGAUUUCCGUUACGUUACUUACGUUGGCUUACGAUGGAAGCCAAAGCUAUAGAGCUUGCCCAAAAGCUGCAAGACGCUGCAGACCGCUCGCCGGCUGAUCAAAAGUACAUUCUCGGAGUGAGCGGCAUUCCUGGGUCAGGAAAGACGACUUUUGUAAAUCAACUUGUUCAAAAGGUGAAUGAUAACUAUCGCAAGAAAGGGGCCACACAAGACAUUGCUAUCGCAGUGUCCAUGGACGGAUAUCAUCUGCCCAAAUCAGCAUUGGACAGAAUGGAGAACCCUGAAGAAGUGCACGCUCGACGUGGAGCACACUUUACCUUUGACCCCGAUGGCAUUAUCAAUCUUUUGAAGAAGCUUCGAGACCCUGAAAGUCAACAUGUUGCGAUCAAGGCACCAUCGUUCGACCAUGCUAAAGGAGACCCUGUAAACGAUGAUAUUGAGAUACUUCCAAGCCACAAAAUCAUCAUAAUGGAAGGUAUCUAUCUACAACUUAAGCAUCCUGAACCAUGGGACAAAGUACCGUCCUACUUUGACGAUAUGUGGUACGUGGAUGUCGACCUCAACGAGGCUAGGACUCGCACGGGCCAGAGGCACUACCAGGCUGGAUUAGAACCAUCUGUCGAAGCGGGAAUAGCUCGUUUUGACCGCAACGAUUAUAUCAACGCUCAAUUCAUUUUAACCCACCGAGACCCUAGUGCUAAGUCCAUAAAGAGUAUAUCGGAAAAGCAAUAAAUUCGCAAAGACACACACACACAAAGCUACUGCUGACCAUUGAGGGAGGGUCAAUAGGUGUUUAUAGAGUGAACCUUGACUUCAUAAAGGUUAUAUUGAAAAAACAAAACUAAAUGCUUUAGCGAAGUCGGCGAGCCUCACGCUCAGACUCGAGCA
Messenger RNA from Umbelopsis ramanniana AG, 899 nucleotides. RefSeq lists its product as uncharacterized. The transcript is spliced from 5 exons. Gene Ontology annotation, cellular component: cytoplasm. Lineage: Eukaryota; Fungi; Mucoromycota; Umbelopsidomycetes; Umbelopsidales; Umbelopsidaceae. The record is from RefSeq and is a predicted model, not a curated record. Gene Ontology annotation, molecular function: kinase activity; ATP binding. Bases 45 to 743 code for a protein of 232 amino acids.